Molecule: messenger RNA, 981 nt
Organism: Malaya genurostris
Lineage: Eukaryota; Metazoa; Arthropoda; Insecta; Diptera; Culicidae
Gene: Chmp1
Product: charged multivesicular body protein 1B2
Exons: 3
Coding region: 232-846 (204 amino acids)
Biological process (GO): endosome transport via multivesicular body sorting pathway; late endosome to vacuole transport; protein transport
Cellular component (GO): multivesicular body; ESCRT III complex
Source: RefSeq, a predicted model, not a curated record
UCUAUCAGAACAGAAUCUGCCAAAAUAAUAAACAUACCAAAUUAAUGAAUUUUGUUAGUAGUGACUCAUCUUUGAAAAAUAAAUACAUAGCAUUUUAAGCUGGAAACCUUACAAUAUUAGCAUAUUUUGAAAGCAGUAUAUGAAACAAUUGAUUCACUGAGCUGAUCCGAUUUUUUGAAUUGUUUUUUUUGUGCUUAGUAUCAAUCAAAGUUAUUCAAAACGGGAAACGAAAUGUCUGCAGCUGCUAUGGAAAAACACCUUUUUAACCUAAAGUUUGCAGUCAAGGAUCUGGAACGAAAUGCUAAAAAAUGUGAAAAGGAGGAAAAGGCAGAAAUUCUGAAAACAAAGAAAGCUAUCCAGAAAGGCAACACCGAAGUAGCCAGAAUCCAUGCUGAGAACGCUAUCCGUCAAAAAAGUCAAUCGUUAAACUAUUUGAGGAUGAGUGCAAGAGUUGACGCCGUGGCAAGUAGAGUGCAAACGGCUCUUACUACACGUCAAGUCACGAACUCCAUGGCGGGGGUUGUCAAAGCUAUGGAUGCAGCAAUGAAAGGUAUGAAUUUAGAAAAGAUAUCCGGCCUCAUGGACAAAUUCGAGUCACAGUUCGAGGAUCUGGAUGUGCAGAGUUCCUACAUGGAGAACACGAUGUCACAAACUACAACCACCGCGGUACCACAGAACGAUGUGGAAGCGUUAAUGCAACGGGUAGCCGACGAAGCUGGCUUGGAGUUAAAUAUGGAGCUGCCUAGUGGUCCGGCCGCAUCGGCUACAAUUGGAGUCUCAACACAAGCUUCGACCGAACAAGAUGAACUGACGGCACGUCUUGCACGACUUCGUCAGGCCGAAUAAGGAAAAGUGGAAUUAUUACAACAAUAAUGGUUAAAAAGAAUUCGGUAUGCUUCAACGCGUUGUUAUCAUAGAAAUGAUUUAAAAAUGAAUAAAAUAUUGCGACAUGGUAAGCUGAUCUUAGCUUCUGUGACUUGA